Dunckerocampus dactyliophorus (ringed pipefish) is the source of this 7167-nucleotide messenger RNA. It is a transcript of the gene prex1, whose product is annotated as phosphatidylinositol-3,4,5-trisphosphate-dependent Rac exchange factor 1. The record is from RefSeq and is a predicted model, not a curated record. Gene Ontology annotation, biological process: intracellular signal transduction. Lineage: Eukaryota; Metazoa; Chordata; Actinopteri; Syngnathiformes; Syngnathidae. The transcript is spliced from 41 exons. The coding region runs from base 359 to 5326 and encodes 1655 amino acids. Gene Ontology annotation, molecular function: protein binding; guanyl-nucleotide exchange factor activity.
CCACGCACGUCUAGCUGUGGUUGGAGAGAAGACGGGUGUCACCACUAGAGGUGGCCCCUGCCUGCUUGUCUGAGUGUGAAUGAAGCAGCUCCUCCUCCAGUGUCAGCUGUUGGUAGCGUUAGUUGUGUUGGUGGUAGUAGUGGAGUUGGUGUUGGUUCUCCUCACACAAGCGGACUUGUCCACUCUUACUAUCCGAGCGUCACGUGUUGCUGAGCGGCAUUGCGAGGCGAGCAUCUCCGCCCUCUUGCCCCACCAAGGGGAUCUUUUUACGGUGGAUUAUUCGAGAUGGACUAAGCGAGAACUCAGAGCGGAUACUCGGCGUGAGAAGACUACAUUGUAGCGUUUUUAGGAGCAGACCAUGGAGGAGGAAGACGGGCAUCUGGAGAACGCCUUUCACGCCGUCAAGGAGUCGGACCGACAGCAGCGACUCAGGCUGUGUGUUCUCAACGAGAUGUUGAAUACAGAGAGAGAUUACGUGCGGACUUUGCUUUUCCUACAGUCGGCGUUUUUACACAGAAUCAGGCAAACGGCAGAUGACCAACAGUGCCUCUCACCUGAGCACGUCAAGAUUCUGUUUUCCAACAUUGAGGACAUCCUGGAAUUGCACAAAGAGGUGUUGUCCUCUGUGGAUGCCGUCCUGCAGCCUGAACCCCAGCCUCACCACGCACUGGGACACGUGUUUCUCCGAUUUAGGGAGCGUUUCUCAGUCUACGGUGAAUACUGCAGCAACCACGAGAAGGCUUUGCGACUCCUCAUGGAGCUCAACAAGAUAGCCCACAUCAGGACCUUCCUCCUGCACUGUAUGCUACUGGGAGGCAAGAAAAGCACAGAUAUUCCCCUGGAGGGCUACCUUCUCACUCCCAUCCAGAGGAUCUGCAAGUAUCCUCUGCUACUCAAGGAGCUGCUGAAGCGUACCCCAAAGAAGCAUGCCGACUACCCCGCCGUGGAGGAGGCUCUGCAGGCCAUGAAGGCUGUCUGCUCCAACAUCAAUGAGACCAAGCGUCAGAUGGAGAAACUGGAAGCGCUGGAACAGCUGCAGUCUCACAUUGAAGGCUGGGAGGGUACCAACUUAACAGAUAUCUGCUCAGAGUUGCUGCUUCAUGGAAAUCUCCUCAAAAUCUCAGCAGGAAACAUUCAAGAGCGCGUCUUCUUCCUGUUUGAUAACCUUUUGGUCUACUGUAAAAGGAAGUCCAGGGUUUCUGGAAAGAAGUCCACUAAGAGGACCAAGUCUAUCAACGGCCCCCUUUAUGUGUUCAGGGGAAGAAUCAACACGGAGGUGAUGGAGGUGGAAAAUGUGGAGGAUGGAACAGCUGACUAUCACAGUAACAACUAUACGGUGACAAACGGCUGGAAGAUCCACAACACGGCUAAAAACAAGUGGUUCGUCUGCAUGGCCAAAACAGCAGAGGACAAGCAGAAGUGGCUGGAUGCCAUCUUGAGAGAGCGAGAGCAGCGAGAGAGUCUCAAACUAGGAAUGGAGCGGGACGCUUACGUGAUGAUUGCGGAGAAAGGGGAGAAGCUCUAUCACAUGAUGAUGAGCAAGAGUCGGCACCUCAUUAAGGACCGACGCAGGAAACUGAGCAUCGUGCCCAAGUGCUUCAUGGGAAACGAGUUUGUGUCGUGGCUGAUUGAGAGCGGUGAGAUCAGUAAACCUGACGAAGGGGUCAACUUAGGACAAGCCUUGCUGGAAAAUGGCAUCAUUCAUCAUGUGUCGGACAAGCACCAGUUCAAGAACGAGCAGGUUUUGUACCGCUUCCGCUAUGAUGACGGCACCUACAAGGCCCGCAGCGAGAUGGAGGACAUCAUGUCGAAGGGCGUCAGGCUGUACUGCCGCCUUCACAGCCUCCACAUGCCUGUCAUCAAGGACAGAGACCAUCAUUUGAAAACAUUUAAAUCCGUGGUGCCUGCUUGCAAACUCGUGGACUGGCUCCUCUCACAGGGAGACUGCUCCACCAGAGAGGAUGCUGUGACACUGGGUGUGGGUCUCUGCAACAAUGGCUUCAUGCAUCAUGUCCUGGAGAAAAGCGAGUUCAAAGAUGAGUCUCAGUUCUUUCGCUUCUAUGCGGACGAGGAGACGGAAGGAACCAGCACCAAGAGCAAGCAGCUCCAGCGCAACGACUUCAAACUCAUUGAGAACAUCCUGGUCAAGUCUCUCGUGAUUCACCCUGAGGAGGAGGACUAUGGCUUUGAGAUCGAGGAGAAAAACAAGGCCAUUGUGGUGAAAUCUGUCACCAGAGGCUCACAUGCUGAGAUGGCUGGUCUGCAGGCGGGCAGGAAGAUCCAUACCAUCAACGAGGACCUGUUGUUCCUCAGGCCUUUCUCUGAGGUGGAGGCCAUGAUCAACCAGGCCUUCUGCAUACGACGUUCCCUGCGCCUUCUAGUCACCACCAAGGCCAAGGAGAUUGUGAAGGUCCCUGACAACCCAGACAGCCUUUCCUUUAGACUCAGUGGCUCCACUCCUCCUCACGUCCACGCUGUAAGGAAAGGCUGGGAGGCUGCGGGGGCAGGGCUUCAGCCCGGUCAGGUCAUCCUGAAGGUAAACGGCAACAACGUCAACCGUGGCGACCACCAAGAGGUUCUGGAGCACUUUAGCGCACAACACAGAUACCUCCAGCCUCCUCAUGUGUGUCAGUGGGUGUACCGCACAUUUGAAGAUGUGGAGGAGCUUCAAAGCGAACAAACCGCAUCCGAGAAGGAUGACAGCCCAUUCAGUCCUUACCCAGUGGAAAAUGGCUCCGACCACGAGGAAGAAAACGGCACUAAUGGAACAGAUUACAGACUGGGAAGCCUUUCCCUCUCAGAUAACACGCCGCUGGUCAGCUUGACUGUGGAUAACGUCCACCUGGAGCACGGGGUCCUCUAUGAAUACGUCAGCACUGCCGGGAUCAAGAGUCACGUCCUAGAAAAGAUUGUGGAGCCCAAAGGCUGCUUCAGCCUCACCGCUAAGAUCCUUGAGGCCUUUUCCAGCGAUGACAGCCUCUUUGUUAAUAACUGCAGCCAGCUAAUCUCCCAGAGUGACAAGGUGGUCACCAUGCCUCAGUAUGAGUUCCGGCACAUCUGUGACACCAAGCUGGAGAGUAUCCGACGGCGCAUCAGCAGCUAUCAGCAGUUUUCCCUAGAGCUGCGAAACACAGCCUGGCCCACCUUCAGGCAGGCUAACGUCCGACCUCACCCGUUGGGCUGCAUGGACUUUGUCCCCACCAACUGCCAUGUCAACUUGAUGCAGGUCUCCUACCCUAAAAGUGCUACCUCGGCCGGCAGGAUCUUUAGCAUUCGCUUUGGACGCAAGAACUCCUUGUUUGGUCUGGACCCGGAUCAAGCCCAGCUGAACCCCAUGUCGCACACCCAGCAUUGUGUGACCAGCAUGGGAGCUCCCUCCUGGAAUUCGUCGGGCCUGGACGGCGAAGACGGAGAGGAGUCCAUGAACGGAGGAGAAGGCCUGAUGGACAGCCGGGGUCAUGGAGAUGGCGGUUUGAGCUUCUUGCUCAAACAGGAGGACACGGAGACGCAGGACGCCUACCUUCACUUAUACAGCCGCCUGGACGUCGCCGUCAGGGAAAUGCGGCAAUACGUGGCUCAGAUAGACGUCCUCUUGUCGUCCAUCACGGAGCCGACACAGCUCCAACCGGGCGUUGGGACAGAGACUUCUGUCUAUGAGACGGGCCAGCCGCCCUCGCUGGGCCCCGGUGAGGACAACUGCGACCAGGACAAAGUGGAGCAAGGUGGCAUCAAGAGAGUUUGCUUUAAGGUGAACGAGGAGGACCAGGAGGACUCAGGUCAUGACACGAUGAGCUACCGGGACUCCUACAGUGAAUGCAACAGCAACCGGGAUUCUGUCCUGUCCUGCACGAGUGUGCGGAGUAAUAGCUCCUACCUGGGGAGUGACGAGAUGGGAUCAGGAGACGAGUUGCCGUGUGACAUGAGGAUCCCCUCAGACAAGCAGGACAAGCUGCACGGUUGCCUCGAGCACCUUUUCAACCAGGUUGACUCUAUUAACAGCCUCCUCAAAGGAAGCAUCAUGACCAAAGCCUGUGAGGAGACCAAGCACUUCUACUCCGACCACAGCCAGCCAGAGUUUCGACAAACUGAGGACUGGACAGUUCGCUGUCGUUACGUUAUCCACAAGAACAUCCAGGAGGAUCCUUGGAACCUUCCUAACUCCAUAAAAACCCUGGUGGAGAGCCUGCAGAGAUUUGUGGAUGAUGGGAAGAACCAGCUUCUCCUGGCCCUGCUCAAGUGCACAGACACAUCACUGCAGCUGCGACGCGACGUCAUAUUUUGCCAGGCCACCACGUCUGCCGUGUGUACGCUGGCCGAGCAGCUGCUGUCGGCAUUACGUUGCCGCUUCAACAAUGCCGGCGAGUACCAGGAGGACAGCAAGGAGACCAGCCGCAAGUGGCUGGAGCAAGUGGCCGCCAUUGGCGUGCUGCUGCACUUUCAGUCCACGCUAGCGCCGCAUGUGAAAGAGGAGAGGACCAUGCUGGAAGACACCAAGGCGGCUCUGUCAGACUUGGACAAAGUGACAGUGUUCUUCAGGCAACUCGUGGAUGAAUGUCUUGUUGCAAACUCGCCCGUGUGCUACCAGGUAGAGGGCAGCCGUCAGGCCCUAAAGGUGACGCUCUACCUGGACAGCUGCCACUUCAGUGAGCUGCCCAGUCGGCUGCAAAAUGGAGGCAGCCUCAAACUUCACACUGUUCUCUUCACCAGAGCCCUGGAGCGUCCGGAGGGAGUGUCCCAGCAGGACUACACCGCCAUGGAGGAGCUCCAACAGCGCACCAAUGCUGUCUCCUUAGAGAAAGUCAAAACCUACUACCGCAAACUCAGGGCUUUCUAUUUGGAGAAGUCCAACCUCCCCACAGACUCAAACACCACAGCUAUGAAGAUUGAUCAGAUACUGGGCCUUGAAGUUAGAGAUCUUCGACCGAAGAUUGCAAAACUUUUGCGCCCCCUCAACACUUUGGAAGACCUCUGCCGACUGAUGCAGUCCUACGUCAAUGUGCGGCCAGGUGCCCAUGGCCACCCUUCAGGUGUCAGCGUGCUGUGCGUGUCCUCCGAGCUGUGCAAUCGCCUAGGAGCCUGCCACAUCACCAUGUGUGCCACGGGCAUGCAGAGGAGCACCUUAAGUGUGACACUGGAACAAGCCAUGAUCCUCGCCAGGAACCACGGCCUCAUGCCACGCUGCAUCAUGCAGACUAUGGACAUCAUGCGCAAACAGGGGGCCAGAGUGGAGCUCUCUGCUAAAAAUCUCAAAGUGAUGGACCAGAUGCCGCCAACAGCACCAAGACUCUUCAGGCUAUGUUUGCCGCCCUCGGAUGGAGAACUCUAAGACACUGCAUCGAGAGAGAACCUCCUUCUUGAGUGUUCUCUGCUGUCAUGGGGAUGAUUAUUCCAACACUUUAAAGUGUUCACAUUUUAGGAAGACCUGGAUUAACCAAACUACCUGUAGCCACCAUCCGGUUGUCCAUUUUUGCCUCAGACUGCAACUCCAGAGGGCUUUUUCCUGGGCGUUCCACAGGGCUCAAUGCUUGGUCCCCUAAAUGAACAGUAUUCAUGUAUGACUGCCGGCUGGAUGGAAGCAGGAUGUAAAGUUGGGAUUUUAGGGGCAGGUGAAGCCCAUGUGCAUGUGGUUACUGUGCAAUUACUGUAGGCUUAGUGUGAGUCAUGUAUUGCGGCACUAUAUGAAGGAUAGUAAAUUAUUUAUUGUGUCUGAUUUUAAUCCCCUAACUUAGCAGGUUGUAAAGAAUCUAAUAGCAUUCCAGCUGCCCUUAUUGAACAGUAUUUAAAGGACCAAUCACCUGCCAUCUCUGCUUUGUUUAUUGUAUUUAUGUGUGGAUUUGGACUAUUGUUUCUUACAUUCAUAUUCAGGGAUUUUAAGGCUGCGUUCACACUUGUGGUUCGGUACUUGGGUAUACACCAAAAAUCCCCAAAAGAUGCUUAGUGUGUACUUUAGUGCGCUUGGCUUGGUGUUCACUAAUGUAUUUCUAUCAUGUGACCAAUGGCUGCACAGUAAAGAACAUAUUCAUAAAGUGUGGACGUGAUUGGACAGCUUUCAUGGUUGAAUGCGUAGGGGUUUUCUUUAUACCCUGCUAUAUUUACCAGCUUACUUUCACGAAAAGCUUCUAAAAUAUAAUAUAAAAUAUAAUUAAAGAGCAGCGAGACCGUAUUACUCUUAGAUAUUUGCCAUUUCUGCUUGCUUUUUGCAGUCAUGUCCACACUGGUCCGUGUAGCAUCCCUAUUUGAGCUCAAGUGAUCCGAACCACAUCAGACUUCACUUGCAGGUCUCACUCCGCUUGUUUGGUGCGGCCAGGGUUUGGUCGAUCGCACUUGACCAAGCAAACCGUACUAGCAGAGCAAACGCAACCGAGUUCUUUUUAACCGAACCAAACAUCAACAAGUGUGAACGCACCCGGCAGGAGCUAGCUACAUCAGAGUCAGGACGGAUAAAACUAAACAAAACUGCAUGAGGUAAGGACAGGUAGGGGUAUUUAAUCAUUGGUAAAUUAUUAAUAUAUUAAAUUAAAAUGUACUACCUAAAGGAUUACCUUCUGAUAAUUGUUUUGAGACUGAAUAGGCUCAAUUGUCAUGACAGUGUUAGCAAAAAGUACUGUAAAAGUUGCCAGAGGGCGCUAAACAAAGGGAUCGUUGACGUAAAGUGUUUCUUUUGUGUGUUGUACAUACAAAGUGUAACAAAUGUUAGAAUAUGUCGUGAAACCGCCGCUACACAUGAAGUUGGAUUCUUGUUUUGUGCUGUAGUACACAACAUUUUUUGAAUGGACAUUUUGUGACAGGUAACUUCAUCAGUCAGUGUUGUUCUGGCUAUCCAACAUUUCAACAGUCUGGACAUGCUACGUUCAUUAGAACUGAAUCAGGGCUCAAACCACAUCCAAUUUGGGCUCAGUGUGAACAAUGUAAAACUCCCUAACUGCAACUAAUGAUGGCAGCAUGUUGACUAAGCAAGCAUGUCACUGCUGAUGACACCUUGUAUUUUACAUCAUUCUAAUGUUUGUUUUUGUAUAUACUAUAUAUAUUUACGUUCAUUGCAAUUUUAUCUUGCUUGACAAUAAUUGUACAAAGUUGUUUCUAAAAUGAUCACUGUAAAUCUUAACAAGCUAGGAAAUAAAAGGUUCCCAGUAUGGAAGUGCUUUGCUUGAAUACAGUAUAAUAAAA